Messenger RNA from Stegastes partitus (bicolor damselfish), 1857 nucleotides. It is a transcript of the gene tm7sf2, whose product is annotated as transmembrane 7 superfamily member 2. Gene Ontology annotation, biological process: cholesterol biosynthetic process. Gene Ontology annotation, molecular function: Delta14-sterol reductase activity. The record is from RefSeq and is a predicted model, not a curated record. Lineage: Eukaryota; Metazoa; Chordata; Actinopteri; Pomacentridae. Bases 88 to 1365 code for a protein of 425 amino acids. Gene Ontology annotation, cellular component: endoplasmic reticulum membrane; nuclear inner membrane. The transcript is spliced from 11 exons.
GAGCUGCUGCUGCUGCUGGUUGAUGGACACGCAGGAGUUGAUGCGCACAGUCAGGAACACUUCCACUAAAUCCACCGGACAGCAAAAAUGAGACCAAGCAGUCAAGCGCUCAAACACAAGCUACCACAUGACACGGAGAGGGAGUUUGGAGGAACCCUGGGUGCCGUAUGCAUCCCCGUCUUUCUCCCGCUGACGGUGCUGUUCCUGAUCUGUGUGAGUCGGUCUCCUGAGGCCGGCGUGCUCCAGUGGCCCCCUCCUCUCCCGUCCAAGGACCAGCUGUGGGACCCAGUGGCCCCAACGGUCCUGCUGGGAUGGAUGACUCUGCACAGCCUCCUCUAUUUCACGCCGUUAGGAAAGGUGUCUGAAGGAUUAGUGCUGAGGGAUGGAUCGCGGCUCAAGUACCCCAUAAACGGUUUUCAUGCCUUGUGCAUCAGCGGCGUGUUGCUGAUGCUGUUACUGGGACUCGGGGCUCCUAUGGGGUAUCUGUUUGAGCUGCUGGUGCCUCUGGCGGUGUGCGCAAUUGCAGUGUCAUUCCUGUUCUCGGUCUACCUCUACAUCCGCUCCUUCUGGGCUCCUUCCCAUGCUCUCGCUUUGGGGGGCAACACAGGAAACCCUCUGUACGACUUCUUCAUCGGACGGGAGCUGAACCCCCGGAUCGGAAGCUUUGACCUGAAGUAUUUCUGUGAGCUCCGACCGGGUCUGAUUGGCUGGGUGGUCAUAAACUUGGGCAUGCUGAUGAAGGAGGUGGAGCUCCGCGGCUCGCCCUCCCUCGCCAUGAUCCUCGUCAACAGUUUCCAGCUGCUGUACGUGGCCGACGCUCUGUGGAACGAGGAGGCAGUUCUGACCACCAUGGACAUCGUGCACGACGGCUUUGGGUUCAUGCUGGUGUUCGGUGACCUGGCCUGGGUUCCCUUCACGUACGGCCUGCAGGCGGCCUUCCUGGUCGUGCACCCGCAGACUCUGACUUCGCUCAAAGCCGCGGCUAUAGUAGCGCUAAACGGUGCUGGAUAUUACAUUUUCAGGAAAUCCAACUCCCAGAAGAACCAGUUCAGGCGAGACCCUUCUCAUCCAAGUGUUGCGAGACUGGAGACCAUCGCCACAGCAACAGGGAAGCGGCUGCUGGUGUCCGGCUGGUGGGGUUUCGUCCGUCAUCCUAAUUACCUCGGUGACCUCCUCAUGGCCCUGGCCUGGUCCCUGCCAUGUGGUUUCUCACAUCUCCUGCCGUACUUCUACGUCAUUUACUUCACCGUGCUGCUGAUUCACCGGGAGGACCGCGACGAGAGACAGUGCAAGGCCAAGUAUGGACCGGCGUGGGACACCUACUGCAGACGAGUCCCCUACAGGAUCUUCCCUUAUAUAUACUGAAAAGGAAAGCGGAUGGAAGCAAAGGGGGGCGGGACCCAAACUGUCACACAACAGCCUUCUGCAAGUUCACACGAACUCAGCAAUAACUUGAAAUCUGUACUCUGUUGCACAGAUUGCAGGUAAUAAGCGGUGCUGCUACUGGGAGGAUCAGAGUUUUAACCAGAUGGUGUGUGAGUUUAUGGUUUGAUUACAAAAUGCUGAAUUAAUUCUUCAAAAUCUUGUAUUUUGAGUCUGAAACCCGACAGCAAUGUCCUGCAGGUAAAGUCAGUCGGUAUCACACGUGCAUCUUUUGUAUUAUUUACAAAAAACAAACAUCUUAUUUUAGUGAGAAUUAAUACUGACUUGAAAAGUGAAACAAGCAGUUCAUAGCAGUGCCUUUGUUAGUGAAACGUCUGCACCACAGAAUUAGUUUUUUACGUCUUCUUUUUGUGAAGUGUAUUGUUGCCUCUGAAAUGCAUUUGAAAUGAACAAAUACAAAAAAAGAAAACAAUA